Molecule: messenger RNA, 3273 nt
Organism: Neoarius graeffei (lesser salmon catfish)
Lineage: Eukaryota; Metazoa; Chordata; Actinopteri; Siluriformes; Ariidae
Gene: tbl1xr1b
Product: TBL1X/Y related 1b
Exons: 16
Coding region: 319-1848 (509 amino acids)
Biological process (GO): regulation of transcription by RNA polymerase II
Cellular component (GO): histone deacetylase complex
Molecular function (GO): protein binding; transcription corepressor activity
Source: RefSeq, a predicted model, not a curated record
UGUGCUUCCUGUGAGCCGACGAGCUUCUUGCUCCACACGACUUUCUGAAAGUCUCAUUACUGCCCAUUAACCCGGGGCAUGCUCAUUAUUCCUGCAUAAACAAAACCGGUCUUGGAUUUAAAAAACAAACAAACAUCUUGUACGACGUCUGGAUUUAAAAAAUAAUAAUAAAAAAAAGCCCGGCGCGUGACCCAGGAUCUCAACGCUGAAGACUUCUGCCACGUUUACCGAUGGAUCUCAAGUGUGCGAGUGUCUGAUCCACACUUGGUCUCAUGGCUCCUCUCUUGCCCUGACGUCUUGGUUUAGCCAGGAUCCAAAAUGAGCAUAAGCAGUGAUGAGGUCAACUUCCUGGUGUACAGAUACCUACAGGAGUCAGGAUUCUCUCACUCGGCGUUCACGUUUGGCAUAGAGAGCCACAUCAGCCAGUCGAACAUCAACGGUGCGCUUGUUCCUCCCGCAGCACUCAUCUCCAUCAUCCAGAAGGGCCUGCAGUACGUCGAGGCCGAGGUCAGCAUCAACGAGGAUGGCACCCUCUUCGACGGCCGCCCGAUCGAGUCCUUGUCCCUGAUCGAUGCCGUGAUGCCUGAUGUGGUACAGACGCGUCAGCAGGUGUACCGCGAUAAGCUGGCGCAGCAGCAGCAGGCUGCGCCGGGGACAACGGGCAGCGCCGGCGCCAAGAACGGAGAGAGCGCCGCCAACGGCGAGGAGAACGGCGCGCACAUCUUAUCUAACCAUCACUCGGACAUGAUGGAGGUGGACCGGGCGGUGGAGAUCCCGGCCCAUAAGGCCAUGGUGCUGCGCGGCCACGAGUCCGAGGUGUUCAUCUGCGCCUGGAAUCCGGUCAGCGACCUGCUCGCUUCAGGGUCCGGGGACUCGACGGCGAGGAUCUGGAACCUGAGCGAGAGCAGCUCGGGAGGCUCCACCCAGCUGGUGCUGCGCCACUGCAUCCGAGAAGGAGGCCAGGACGUGCCAAGCAACAAAGACGUCACGUCACUGGACUGGAACAGUGAAGGUACACUGCUCGCCACCGGCUCCUACGACGGUUUUGCCAGAAUAUGGACUAAAGAUGGUAACCUCGCCAGUACUUUAGGCCAACACAAGGGACCCAUAUUUGCUCUCAAGUGGAACAAGAAAGGCAACUUUAUCCUCAGUGCUGGCGUCGAUAAGACCACAAUUAUUUGGGAUGCACACACAGGAGAGGCCAAGCAGCAGUUUCCAUUCCAUUCAGCUCCCGCUCUUGACGUGGACUGGCAGAGCAAUAAUACAUUCGCUUCCUGCAGCACAGACAUGUGCAUCCAUGUGUGUAAGCUGGGCCAGGACCGACCGGUUAAGACAUUCCAGGGUCACACGAACGAAGUGAACGCAAUUAAGUGGGAUCCAACCGGCAGCCUCCUGGCUUCCUGCUCCGACGAUAUGACGCUAAAGCUUUGGAGUAUGAAGCAGGAUACGUGCGUUCACGACCUGCAAGCCCACAGCAAAGAGAUUUACACCAUCAAAUGGAGUCCCACUGGACCUGGAACCAACAACCCCAACGCCAGUCUCAUGCUGGCCAGCGCGUCGUUUGACUCGACAGUGCGGCUGUGGGACGCCGAACGUGGCGUCUGCGUACACACGCUGACACGGCACCAGGAGCCCGUCUACAGCGUCGCGUUCAGCCCCGACGGCCGCCAUCUCGCCAGCGGCUCCUUCGACAAAUGCGUGCACAUCUGGAACACACAGAGCGGCGCCCUCGUGAACAGCUACAGAGGGACAGGUGGGAUCUUCGAGGUGUGCUGGAACUCCACUGGAGACAAAGUAGGAGCGAGUGCGUCAGAUGGAUCGGUUUGUGUUCUAGACCUGCGGAAAUGACUGCCAAGGAUGGGGGGAAGCAAGGCAUCGACAAAGAAUGUGCACUUCGCCAAAUUGAAAGACUCUCCACAUGAGCUGCCGUGUAUUCCCGUACAGGAUACGCGGCUAAUAAAUCGGCCACGCACCAAAAUAUCAGUCGUAUAUCUUUCGCGUCCCUUUUUAGGCCAUUCCAGUAAUCGGGACGCACCCGAUUUACAGCCUCGGUGAUGUGAGCACCAGAAAGCGACCUGUCGAACUCGAAGGCGGCUGUUCGGCCCCAGUACCGAUUUAGUUUAAUCGGACGGCUGAUUGUUUAUACGAGCUAUGCAACGUUACGGCUAGACGAAAAUAAAUAAAUAAAUCACACGGGAUUGACGAUCCAAGUUAUCAAAGGAUAGAGUACGGAAGAUAAAAUUACAGGCAAAAAAAAGUCAGUUACUAAGAAAACUUGAAAAUAAUUAAAGCGAACGUCCAGUGCGGUGUUUGUCUGUCUUUUGAAUCCUUGGCUAGCUGUAACAGUAAACACCGGUUCGGAUUUCGUGGCUGCUUCAAAAUCAGUUAGUGAUGAACUUUGUAUUUACAUCAGAGGCUUUUCCAAAACCGGUUUCAAGUCGACGUUGCGACUGAAGUCCGACGUCAAGUUUGCACACGUUACACCAUCCACUCAAGUUUCUUUAUAAAAUACCAUUAGACAGUCGGUUUUGCGUCCCCCCCCCCACCCGCCGCAGAAGCGAAAGGACGGACUGCGAAGACGUUUCUUUCCUGCACUUUAGAUAGACGCGACACCAAGAAAUUCGUCAAGCACUUAAUUCUGACGAAAAUAUCAUUUAUGUAUUGACUUGAACGUUCUCUACGAUGCUCGUUUGUAACUCGUGGCAUCCCGAUUUUUUUUUUUUUUUAAACUUUUAUUACAUACAACGGCUUCACGUUAUUUUGUCAAAUCAUAAUUUGCUGAUUUUUGUCCAGAAUGUUGCUAAAAUUUUGUAAAGAGAGUAUUUUGAUGCCUGCUUGAACUAAUCGAUACUACACAGAUUGUACCAUAAAGACGCCUAUUUAUUAUAUUGUCUAUGACAGUGGAACGGUAUUUUAUAACGUUUUUGGUUUUAAAGACACGCUUUUUACAGAGACUUCUUUCAGUCUCGGCGCUCGCCUCGCCGUGUCUUUUUGUACUCUUUUUUGGAACCUUUUUGUAAUUCUGCUUUAUUUGUAGUCAUCUGUGCAAAAACAUCUAUAUAUAAAAAAAAAUUAAAAAUACAGGCAUAUCCUUUAAAAAAAAAAAAUUAAAGUGGACCAUGUAAAUAAAUACCUGUUCACAUCCCCCAGCUUCUUUUUUUUUUUGACCCAACAAAUUCCCUACCACCAUUUUCUUUCUCCUGUUCAGUUUCUUGCAAAGUUGAUUUGACUUUGUGAUUUUUUUUUUUUUUUUUUUUUGAGUCAAAUGGAAAA